Messenger RNA from Arvicola amphibius (Eurasian water vole), 410 nucleotides. RefSeq names its product 40S ribosomal protein S25. The record is from RefSeq and is a predicted model, not a curated record. Gene Ontology annotation, molecular function: structural constituent of ribosome. Gene Ontology annotation, cellular component: cytosolic small ribosomal subunit. Bases 15 to 392 code for a protein of 125 amino acids. NCBI's taxonomy places the organism in Eukaryota, Metazoa, Chordata, Mammalia, Rodentia, Cricetidae. The transcript has a single exon.
CUCCGAGCUUCAUCAUGCCGCCCAAGGAUGAUAAGAAGAAGAAAGAUGCCGGAAAGUCGGCCAAAAAAGACAAAGACCCAGUAAAUAAGUCCGGUGGCAAGGCCAAAAAGAAGAAGUGGUCCAAAGGCAAAGUUCGGGACAAGCUCAACAAUCUAGUCCUGUUUGACAAGGCUACAUACGACAAACUCUGUAAGGAAGUUCCCAACUAUAAACUUAUUACUCCAGCCGUGGUCUCUGAGAGACUGAAGAUUCGUGGUUCCUUGGCCAGGGCAGCCCUUCAGGAGCUCCUUAGUAAAGGGCUUAUCAAGCUGGUUUCAAAGCACAGAGCCCAAGUAAUUUACACCAGAAACACAAAGGGUGGAGAUGCCCCAGCUGCUGGUGAAGAUGCAUGAACAGGUUCAAUCAGCUGU